GAUUUGAUUGUUUUCAUUACAUACUUGGUCCUAAGCCCAGAAAAGAUGAUUCUUUGGGAAAGUACUAGAGCACGACACGACACUAGCACGUAAUAAAAAGUCACACCGCAUGAAUGAAUAUGAACAUGGAAAACAAUAAAAAAAAAAAAAAAAAUUGUAGCCGAUUCAAAUUAAUUAACACUGUACACCAGGCUUAAGUGUUAUUUCCACGAUAUUUCACUUGUUUAAUAGAUUUCCUUCUACACUUUCCCUGCAUUCGUCUAUAUAAGUUGAAAUGAUCAGCUCUCAAGCUGGCUUUGCCUACCCAUUUCCCCUCUCUCCGCUCAUUCUCUCUCUUAAUCGGUUCUUCUGUCACUCAUACUUUGGCUUCGUUCAUGUCAAUAGCUAGAAACUCUUGAUUAAGCAGCGCGCGCGAAGAAUUAAGAUGAUUGUUGAUAACAUGUUUGGUGCAGUAUCAGUGGUGGCGAUAAUGGUGAUAAGUGGAAUAACGUUUGGAGCAGAUGGACUGAGGAUGGAUUACUACAUCAUGAGCUGCCCAUUGGCUGAGAUAAUUGUGAAGAAUACAGUCAUCAAAUCUUUGCAAUCUGACCCUACUCUUGCCGCAGGCCUUGUUAGAAUGCAUUUCCAUGACUGCUUCAUUGAGGGAUGCGACGCUUCGGUUUUGGUUGAUUCAACGAAGGAUAAUACAGCAGAAAAAGACUCCCCUGCGAAUUUGAGCUUGAGGGGCUAUGAAAUUAUCGAUGAUGCGAAAGACCAGCUGGAACAGCAAUGCCCAGGAGUUGUUUCCUGUGCUGAUAUUAUCGCCAUGGCUGCCAGGGAUUCUAUUUUCUUUGCUGGGGGUCCAGUAUAUGAUAUACCAAAGGGAAGAAAGGAUGGAAGAAGGUCCAAAAUAGAAGACACAAUCAACCUCCCUCCACCUUUCUUCAACAGCUCACAACUCAUCAGAUUGUUUGGACAGCAUGGGUUUAGUGCUCAAGAGAUGGUGGCUUUAUCUGGGGCACAUACACUAGGGGUGGCAAGGUGCUCAUCAUUCAAAACCCGGUUGACCAAUGGUAAUGACCCAAAUCUGGACUCCAACUUCGCCAAAACCUUGUCCGGAACAUGCAGCAGAGGCGACAACGCAGAGCAGCCCUUCGACAUGAGCAGAAACGACUUCGACAACGAUUACUACAACGCUCUGAUAAGAAAGGCCGGAGUUCUUACAUCCGACCAAACCCUUUACGCAAGCGCCAGAACCAGGGGCAUCGUCAGCAGUUACGCGCUCAACCAAGCCAUGUUUUUCUUUGAUUUCCAGAAGGCCAUGAUCAAAAUGAGUUUGCUCGAUGUUAAGGAAGGCUCCAAUGGGGAAGUUAGACAAAACUGUCGUAACAUCAACUAGUCGAGUGCAUAAAUAAUUGUACCCCUUUAUAAGACAUUUAUAUACAUAUAUUUGUAUGUUCGGGCUUGGGCAUGCAUGUAGUGUACAUAGUACGUGGAUUUUUGUGUGUUUAUGUACCUUAAGCAUUUAUAUGUGUUUUCAUCUUCCGUUCCAGCUC
Messenger RNA from Rhododendron vialii, 1535 nucleotides. RefSeq names its product peroxidase 47. Lineage: Eukaryota; Viridiplantae; Streptophyta; Magnoliopsida; Ericales; Ericaceae. The transcript is spliced from 4 exons. Gene Ontology annotation, molecular function: heme binding; peroxidase activity. Gene Ontology annotation, biological process: hydrogen peroxide catabolic process; response to oxidative stress. The coding region runs from base 425 to 1378 and encodes 317 amino acids. The record is from RefSeq and is a predicted model, not a curated record.